Messenger RNA from Sabethes cyaneus, 4783 nucleotides. It is a transcript of the gene Usp15-31, whose product is annotated as ubiquitin carboxyl-terminal hydrolase 31. Gene Ontology annotation, biological process: protein deubiquitination. The record is from RefSeq and is a predicted model, not a curated record. The coding region runs from base 255 to 3623 and encodes 1122 amino acids. The transcript is spliced from 6 exons. Lineage: Eukaryota; Metazoa; Arthropoda; Insecta; Diptera; Culicidae. Gene Ontology annotation, molecular function: cysteine-type deubiquitinase activity.
UAGCAUUCGGUCGGUGGAGCUCCGUGUAUUUCGCGUAGAAUGGGUUACCGUAAUUACUUUCGAAAGUUUAGUAAUCGUGUAAAAUUGCCUUGCUGAGACGACGAACAAAACGACUGUGCGUUUAGUGUGAUUAUUUUGUGUAAAUUCGCUCUCAUUUAGACCAUCACGAGUUUGUGUACUUCACUCCCUUCGCAGAAGCAGUAAAUCAAGGAAGAAAAAAAAAUAAAGCCUAAGGAGCAGAGCAGACAGUGAAAAUGGAGACCACGAAAAACAAUUCCAAGAUAGAUACGCUUAAAAGCGAAGGAACCAUCGGUAGUAAUCCCGCUGUCUGCCAGCCGUCGUCGAAGACGUCCGGCGGAGGAAGUCGGCUGCGGCGAGCUUUUUCGAUGUCCCGCAACCCGUUUCAAGCCGUCGUGUCCCGACAGCAGAAGCCAGUGGAAAAAUCCGGAACUGGCACAACAACAACAGCAUCGACGAACGCAAGUGUCGUGACCUCGGAACAGAAUUCCAUUAACAGCGGUGGUGGAAUCGCAGCAGGUGAAGACGGAAAUGGCAAUGAGCGCAAGCUGCUCGGAAGUUCCGAUGCCAAGAAUGGUUCCGAGAGAAAAAUCUUCAGGCGUUUAUCGGUGAAAAAGUUUAUCAAUCGCAUUGCACAACAAAUGACAUAUGUCAAUCUAGCUGGCAAUCAAAAGGGGAAUCGCGUUCCAGCUGCCCCGCCCGCGAACGGAUUCAUCUGGCCACCGGAUACGGUUCCCGGGGUAAUUGGGCUGCGCAAUCACGGCAACACCUGCUUCAUGAAUGCCGUUCUGCAGUGUCUCAGCCACACCGACAUACUGGCGGAAUAUUUCGUUUUGGAUCAAUACAAGGUGGAUUUGAAACGGCGCAACAAGAUCAAUGCCAAAAAGUUCGGAACAAAGGGUGAAUUAACCGAGCAGCUAGCGCUGGUGCUUAAAUCGCUGUGGAUGUGUAAGGACGCCCCGGAGUACAGUUCGAGUUUUAAGGCCGUAGUUGACCGGUACGGUAGUCAAUUCCGGAGCUCCACGCAGCAUGACGCGCAGGAGUUCCUAUUCUGGUUGCUGGAUAAGGUGCACGAAGAUCUCAACACGGCUAGCAAACGAAAGUAUAAGGCGAUAAAGAACAAUUACGGCCGCUCGGACGAGGUGAUCGCCGCCGAAACGCUAGCCAACCACAUCCGCUGUAACAACUCGUUCGUGCAGGCCGUUUUUCAGGCCCAGUUCCGCUCGUCGCUUACCUGCCCGCGGUGUCACAAGCAGAGCAACACGUUCGAUCCGUUUCACUGCAUCUCGGUUCAGCUGCCGCAGCUUACAGUGCAGCCGGUAUUCGUGCGGGUGAUUUAUGCCUCCCAGCAGCCCAAGCAGGUGCAGCUCGGAUUGGGUGUUCCGCACGGUUCUCCGGUGGUGGUACUGCGCGAGCAGUUGCACGCCGAUACGGGCAUCGCGACCGAUCGAAUGAUUUUGACCGAAAUGUGUGAAACUGGUUUUACCCGGGUGUACUGUGAUUCUCAUUUGGCCUCAUCGAUGGGAGACGACGGGUCGGUGUACUGCGUGGAGAGCCCACCGACGGCGGAAGGUCUAACGCAGAUAGUGCUGUGCAUAAGCAAUGCGAGAAGGGACGCUAUCAGCGGGGAGGUUCGACGGUUUGGAACUCCCUUUUGUAUAGUGGUUAAUCGGGAUGUGUCCUUCGUGGAGUUGCAAAAGGUGCUGCUGAAGGAGAUGUCCGGCAUCCUGAAGCCGGAAGUGUAUGCUUACAGUACACCGUUGCAGGAGAUGUUUCGGAUGCGGUUGCAGGAUCCUUCCUGUGAUGCGGAUGCCUUUCUGGAGGCUACGGUUGAACAUCCGCUUUUUACUGAGAUGAUUGAUUUGGCACUGUCGGUGCUGCCGACGGAUGCCGGACCGGCGCAUGUGAAAAUCUUGAUUGAGUGGGUCAAUCCGGAACGGUUCUUUAGUGAUAUGACUGAUCCGUUUGUUGAGCAUGAAAGUGUCAGUCAAAUGAAGGAGAAAAUUCCGGCUAGUUCCUCGCUGACGCUGGAACAGUGCCUGGAGCAUUACACCAAAGCGGAAACGCUCAGUGCCGAGGAUGCCUGGAGAUGUCCUCACUGUCAGAAGUACCUUCCGGUGGUGAAAACUCUUGGCCUGUGGUCACUUCCGGAUAUUUUGGUGAUCCAUUUUAAACGUUUUCGACAGCAACAAUUGCGAGGGCCGCAGGCAGCUAAAUUGACUACGCUCGUGAAGUUUCCUUUGAAUGGCUUUGAUAUGACUCCUCAUUUGGCGCGUGAUCCGAGCACGGAAAGCUCUGCCACUAGCAUCGAAGACAACUGGAGUCCCUGGCGAAAGACAACGAAACGCCAAUCGACACAUUCCUCCCACCAACCGAAUUUCCCCCUGCAAACGAUGGAUAAUCGGUACGAUCUGUAUGCUGUGUGCUACCACCAGGGGGACACCCUGGAAACCGGCCAUUACACUGCGGCCUGUAAAAACCCGUACGACCAUCAGUGGUACAAGUUUGACGAUCAGCGCGUUAGCCAGGUUCCAAGCGAACGCGUUCAGGAAGAGAUUGUCAACAACGAAGCCUAUAUUCUAUUCUACCAAAGACGCAAGAUUGAUGGUUCGGAGUGUUCCGGUACCAGCUCUAGUUCGGGGGCCGAUCAUUGGGUUUCAAGGAUCACAUCCGCACCUUCGCUGGGCAUACCGGCGGCCGAAUCGAAAACAAAAGAAGAGAUAUCAAAACCAUCCGCUGUUCCUGUUCCCGUUUCGGUCCCUUCUGCUGCCAAUGCAGUGGCAGCCGUCGUUCCAAAGAUAGCGGAAAUCGAAGAGACAACCAUUUUACAUUCCGAGAGUGAAAGCGAGGUUAGUGAAGCAUUUGAGUCGUCUCGUAAAGAGGACACGAGCAAAGCUGUUAAAGCAGAGGUCAGUAAAGUAGAAGCUAAAAUCCAAACUGUAAUUCAAGCCGAGGUGGAAGUUCAAAACUUUCCCGCCUCACCGGCGAAAUCGAAUUCGGACGAGACGUUACCAAGUCCCACGGAAGUAGCAGUAACUCAAUCCACAGCUGCAGUUCAACAAUGCGAAGAAAGUCCAUCAUCGAACAUCGACAGUUCUAAAAUGACGCCUAAGGAGGAGCCGUCCUCCCCUGAGCUAGGAGAAAUCUCGGAUCCAGUCGGCGUUGAACCUACCUACUCCAGUGAUGCCGCCACCACCAAGUCACCCGAUUCCAGCAGCCGUUUUUCGUUACCAACGCCCCACUCCCACUCACAUUUCCAGGAUUUAUUAUGGCGGGACAAUGCCACUGUGUCCGAAUUCAUCAACAGUCAUCAUCAUCACCAUCAUCAUCACCACCACCAUCACCAUCAGCACCAUCUCCAUCAUCGACCUUCAUCGUACACCUACAAAUCCUACGAAUCGGACGCGGUUUCGAUGAUUCGUGGAGCAAACACCUGCAGCAAGGAUACGCUCCUCUUCAUAGAUCAACAGUCGCACGCUGCCGGUCUCGAUCGAAUUGUGCUGGACGAUGAUGACGAAGCGGAUGAUUUGAUCGGUAGCAACCGGGCCCUCUGGAUAUCACCCGUAACUCCACAUAAGCUGAUAACGGUCUCACCGAAGAACUAAUCGCUCUGCUUUCUGGCUUGAUUUCGAAAAUCUGCCGCCAGCCAGCCAGCCUCCAGAAUCCACCAAAAACAAUGUUAAACCCGUAGCAAGAAAAGGUUUUUAAAAACGUGAAAUACACCUACCCUACCAAUACCCAAUACAAAUAUAGGUACAUUAUGCCCCGUUUACCCUACAGUGUGUAGCACACCCCAGAGUGCGGCGUGUGUGUAAGCGCGCCCUAUUUGUUUUCUAGUUUUUUUUGUCCUUUAUCUUUAUGUCGAACACAAUUUGUUGAAUGUUUAUUUUUUAUCAUUAAUCGUUUUUAUGUUACUAUUUUGUUUAUCUGUAUGAAUACCACCAACCUACGAUUAUUAUUAUUAUUAUUAUUGCGAGUAUAAUUCCUCUAUUAUUAAUAUUAUUAUGGUUAUAUUAUUUAUUAGUGUGCAGUAGUUGAAACGGGCCGCUCAAAAGUGCAAAAGUUUCGGUCCUAAGAAAAGCAUACGAAGACAUUAAGGUACGUAGCUGACGCGAGUAUUUAUUUGUUCCUUUGGUUAAAUUUUGAGUUUUCCUAUGUACAACCGAGGAAGGCGGUGUAUGUUUUUUGACCAGUUAACAACACUUUUCUCCUGUUCCCCCGUCGUUGACAGAAGUUUCCCACAGUCAUAUUUCGAGUACUUUUGAUCGUGUUUUAAAAAAAAUUUCCCCCCAUUUAUAACCCUCUUUCUAAGCGGAAAAAGAAAAAAUUUGAUAACAUUUCUGAGAGCAAUUAUCUAUUGAGAGGUUAAAUUAUGAUUAGGUUAUAAGCUAUAAACUGCGAUCUUGCGUGUAGAAAGAAAAAAGUUGCUGAACAUUUCAAGCACUGAUUGAUGAUUACCUAUUAUAGGAGUAGGAUGCGUUAAGACAAAACCAGACAACAAGAAAAAAGCCGAGAAAAAAUUGAAAAAAAAACAACAACACCUAGAGUAGUAGUAUUUAGUGCGCGUGAUAAAGUCAGAUACGAGAUUUAAGCGUAGAUAUUCGAGAAGUAAAUUGAAAGAAAAACAGAGGGAAAACAUUGAAAAACAUUAAGCAUGCAGCAACAAGUACAAUUUAAUGUUAGUUAUUUGAUUGUGUAAAAAGAAAAUAAAGUAUAAAUUCCUAGAGCAAAAUUGUGAGGGUUUUCUUGAAAUAGGUGAACGCCU